CCAGUAUUGCAUACAUUUAUGAUAGUGACAAGUGUUGAUAAUAUUAGACACAUUUCCCGCGAAUCAUCAAACCGAUUCUGGAUCAGUGAUGAGAAAAAUAUCAUUCUUACAAACACAGAAGGGGAUGAACUAUAUCAUAUAACAGAUAUAGGUAGUUAUUAUGGAGGGCACACAGUGGACAUUACAGGUGAUCUUAUUUAUAUAGACAUUGAUUUUAACAUAAUCAAACUAUCAAAAGAAUCAAAGUCUACACUGAUUAAAAAAACAGAAAACUGGAUACCACUCUGUGUUUUCUGCUCCCAUUUCAAUGGAGACCUUCUGGUUGGUAUGCGGGGUUUUCGGCAAACAUGUAAGGUCAGCCGUUAUAGUUACGAAAGACAACACAUAUAUACCAUACAACACGACAACAAAAGUCUGGCAAUGUCUGGAUUUCCUAACUACAUCACAGAGAACCACAACGGAGAUGUUGUUGUGUCUGACUGGCCCUAUGCUGUAGUGGUGACAGAUCGUGAAGGGAGAUGUCGCUUCUCCUACAGAGGACGCCCUUCAUCAUCAGGAAUAUCACCACAAGGAAUUUGUACAGACGCAAUGCCAAACAUCCUUGUGUGUGAUGCUCUUACCGACGCAGUACACAUAAUUGAUCAGAAUGGCCAAUUUUUGUCACUGAUACAGACUCAGCAGUUAGAAGGGAUCAACACACCAUGGAGCCUGAGUUAUGACGACAAAACUCAUCUUCUCUGGGUGGGAUCAUGGACGAACAACAGAGUUUGUGUCUACAGGCACAAAGAAAGACAGGACUACUUGCCAGUAACUACAUCUGGAUCUAAAAGGUCAUCGGAACGAGGACCUAAACAAUUUCAUAAAAGACAAUAAAAGCAAAAACUCACAAGAUUUGUAUCAGUCUUAUCUGUAAGCAGAGAGCUUAUGAAGACAAAUAUCUUUUUAACAUCUCAAUAUAUUAUAAACAAAUAUUGUGUGAAAAUAAAUGUUCUACAUGACUUUUUAACAGUUUUCAAGUUUAUAAAUUCAAUAUUUGAAAACUUAUGAGGUGAUCAGAUAGAUUUAGUUACUUGUUGUUAGGUUCAGUGAGACUGUACAUUUUGACAAAGUGCUAAUUUGAACUUUAUUGACAUUUUUUUUCUUUUUUCGUCGAAAUUUUCAUUCGUCAAACUUCACAUCAUAGUCGGUAUAUACAAAUAUGUUUCAGCAUCACAACAGAUAUUGGCUAUUGUACAACGUUACCGCUUAUUUUUUUUCGGCUAUCCCUUAUUAAAACCGUAUAUCAAAAUAAAUGUUUAAUUUGAUUUUGUAAAUUUUAAUGAAAACAUAUGAAAACACAAAGUUUAAAAAACCAAUGGAUCUAAACAGGUAGGCAUAUACUUUUAUACAUGUAACUAACGGUCUCAACAUUCUAACCUGCAUUAUUAUCACGCUGUGCUUAGCCAACUUUGUCAACUCUGGCAAUUAGACUCUUAUAAUGAAAGCGAAAUACAAAAGAGCAAUUUACAUGUAUUCAAUCAAAUCUCCAUACACUGUAAAUGGUUUUUCAAGCAAUAAUUUUUAUUAUUGAUUUCAACGCUUGUAAAUAAAUUCAAGUGGAAGACAUAGUUUUUUGUUUUACACAUCGUAAAUUUGCUUGAAUCGGCUUAACCGUAGACGUUCUCACGUCCUUGUCAACUACAGAAAGCUAAUGUUUCUGCCAGGUUUUUGUCCUCUAGAUUCUGGCGAACCCUUGAAACUCGUACUUUGAAAUUU
This is a messenger RNA of Saccostrea cuccullata (small rock oyster), 1755 nucleotides long. RefSeq lists its product as uncharacterized. The transcript has 2 exons. Bases 19 to 873 code for a protein of 284 amino acids. Gene Ontology annotation, cellular component: extracellular region. The record is from RefSeq and is a predicted model, not a curated record. Lineage: Eukaryota; Metazoa; Mollusca; Bivalvia; Ostreida; Ostreidae.